AUGUCCACCGCAGACCCCGAACCACAACAACCGCACCCACCACCGUCGUCCUACAUGCCGCAAUCCACCCCCUCACACCACGCCAGCUCCCUCACAAGCAUAAUAACCGCCUGCCACACGCUGAUAGCGACAUUCCUCUCCGAAACGCACGACCCCGACUCCGUCCUCGCACGCGUCCAAAACCAAACCCGCAUCUCCCUCCGCAUCAUCACCGACGCCCUAGCGCAAUACACGCUCGACGAGCUCGCGCUCUCCUACAACGGCGGGAAAGACUGCCUCGUGCUCUUGAUCCUCUUCCUCGCAGCCCUACACUCAAAGCUCCCCUCCAUCGACGAGACAAAAAGACCGCUCAUCUCGGCAAUGUACGUCGCCGAAGCGGAUCCCUUCGAAGCAAUGGAGGAGUUUGUGAACUGGUCGAAACAGAUCUACCACCUCGAUCUGGCGCGGUAUACGAAGAACGCGAAUACAACGCUCAAGGGCGGGUUUGAGGAUUAUCUGGCCAGGAACCCAUCUAUUAAGGCGAUAUUCGUGGGCAUGCGGAGGACGGACCCGCACGGGGCGAAUCUGACGUGGUUUGAUCGGACGGAUAGCGGGUGGCCGGACUUCAUGCGGAUCCAUCCGGUCAUUGACUGGCGGUAUGCGGAGAUCUGGACGUUCCUGCGCCAUCUGAAGCUGGAGUAUUGUUCGCUGUACGAUAUGGGGUAUACGAGUCUGGGCGGAUUGUCGAAUACGCAUCAGAAUCCCAGUCUGUGGGAUCCGGUCAAGGAGGAGUAUCGGCCUGCGUACGAGUUGACGGACGAUAAACUAGAGCGAUCGGGCCGCAGUUGA
Molecule: messenger RNA, 828 nt
Organism: Aspergillus mulundensis
Lineage: Eukaryota; Fungi; Ascomycota; Eurotiomycetes; Eurotiales; Aspergillaceae
Product: FAD synthase
Exons: 1
Coding region: 1-828 (275 amino acids)
Biological process (GO): FAD biosynthetic process
Molecular function (GO): FMN adenylyltransferase activity
Source: RefSeq, a predicted model, not a curated record